Colletes gigas is the source of this 1858-nucleotide messenger RNA. Its product is annotated as ankyrin repeat and death domain-containing protein 1A-like. Lineage: Eukaryota; Metazoa; Arthropoda; Insecta; Hymenoptera; Colletidae. The transcript is spliced from 14 exons. Gene Ontology annotation, molecular function: protein binding. The record is from RefSeq and is a predicted model, not a curated record. The coding region runs from base 176 to 1858 and encodes 560 amino acids. Gene Ontology annotation, cellular component: nucleus; cytoplasm. Gene Ontology annotation, biological process: signal transduction.
CGGAGGCCACCUCGACUUUGUGCUCGUAUCGUCCCUCUUCGACCUUCGCGAACGAACACGAGGAACCCGGACGUCGGCUAUACCAAAACAAAACGAAAACCCCUAGAGACGUGGACGCGUCUAAUAAUUACACGGGCUAACUAAACAUGCGGACAAGGGGAACGUGAGGAGUAAGAUGGUGGACAAAGAGGAAAUAACCAAAACGCCCUCGCCCGUGAACAUCAACGAGGCGAUCGAGGGAGAAGUGUUGAAUCAAAAGACUGCUAGAAUACUUAAGAACGACCUUUUGCUACACGAGGCUGUGAUAAAAAAUGAAGCGGAGACCGUUCGCAAAGUGCUCAAAGAGACCGUCGACGUCGAUUCCAGGAACAACUAUGGCCGAGCGCCGAUCCAUUGGGCAGCAUCAAGAGGAAAUACGGAGAUCAUCGAAAUGCUGAUGCAAGCGAAAUGCGACAUCGAGGCGAGGGACAAGUUUGGCAUGCGGCCGUUGCACAUGGCUGCUUGGUAUGGGCACAGAGACGCCGUGAAGAUGUUAAUCAACGCCGGAGCAAAUGUGUCUGCCGUCAACAAGAAACAAUACACUCUUUUAAUGUGUGCCGCCUGGGGCAGCAACGUCGGGGUAGUCGAGUACCUCGCGGAGGCCGUGGAAUCGUUGAACGGCGAUGCAACCGAUUGCACCGGUGCAACUGCACUCCAUCACGCGGCUAGUGCCGGUCACCCUACUGUGAUAACGGCGCUCUCCAGCAUACCUCGGCUCGAGCUAAAUGCCACCGACAAGAAAGGACAGACACCGAUACACUGCGCUUGCGCGGAGGAACAUCUGGAAGCCGUCGAGGUCCUGAUAGGACUAGGAGCGAACCUGGACGCUCUGGACAACGAAGGAAACACCCCUCUUCACGUGGCCACCAGAACGAGGCACACGGCCAUAGCUCAAUUAUUAUUAAAGGCUGGGGCAAACACCGAGCUGACCGAUCAAAUGGGUUUUACCCCCCUUCACGUCGCCGCCAGUCAGGGGUGCAAAGGGAUAUUAAAUUCGAUGAUUCAACACGGUGCAGCGCUGAAUAAGCAGUGCAAGUACGGUAACACGCCUCUGCACUUGGCCUGUCAAAACAACGAAGUAGAAACAGUCGAGAUAUUGAUUAAUAAAGGCGUCGAUCUGAACUGCUUGAAUUCGAGGCUGCAAUCGCCGAUUCACAUCGCCGCCGAGAUGGGCCACACAGACAUCUGUGAGCUGUUGCUUGCAGCAGGUGCGAAUAUCGAGCAAAGAGAACAGAGCGGCAGAACGCCAUUGUACAUCGCGGCGAGGGGCAGUUUCACGGCCAUCGUCGAUAUGAUUAUUAAAACUGCCAGACUGGAUUACCCAGCCCCGGAAGCUUCGACAUCCGAGAAGGAAAUCCGAGAUCUGACGCCGGCUAGAAGAAGAUGGCGGGAGGGAUCGAGGGGCGAAAGUAUCUCCAGCAAUAAUUGCGGACUUCCGGAACACGUUCGAUCGGUUCUGUGGAAGCUGGCGUACAAACACCUGGGGCCCGAGGAUUGGAAAAAACUGGCGCUCCAUUGGGCUUUUACGCACGAGCAAAUUCGAGCGAUCGAACAUCAAUACACUGGGCGGCUUUAUGAAAAGGACGAUAAAGCUCCUAUUGUAGGUCCUUCGAGCUACAAGGAGCACGGCUUCCGGAUGCUGAUGAUCUGGGCGUCGGGACUGAGUCCUGACAUUCCUUUAGCGAAGGAACUGUGCGACGCUUUGUCUGCGGUGGAUAAAAAGGCCGCUGCGGAAUCUGUUCGCAAGCAUUUGGAUCAAGAAAAGGAAGGCAAAACGAAGUCGAACAAACAGCGUUGUCACAAAUGCUCCAUCGCUUAA